This is a messenger RNA of Symsagittifera roscoffensis, 3304 nucleotides long. RefSeq lists its product as uncharacterized. The transcript is spliced from 9 exons. Gene Ontology annotation, biological process: zinc ion transmembrane transport; detoxification of zinc ion; intracellular zinc ion homeostasis. Gene Ontology annotation, molecular function: zinc ion transmembrane transporter activity. Lineage: Eukaryota; Metazoa; Xenacoelomorpha; Acoela; Convolutidae. Bases 36 to 2231 code for a protein of 731 amino acids. The record is from RefSeq and is a predicted model, not a curated record. Gene Ontology annotation, cellular component: membrane.
UUAUGUAAGCGUUAGAACUCUUCAGUUUUGGCAAAAUGGGUUGUCGUAAAAGAAAAGAUGAGUCGCACAAUGGUGCUUAUGAGUCAUCGGCGGGUAAUAUAGAAAUUCAAACGAGGAAGAGAGCCAAGAAGCCUGUUCAUCACAGCAAAUCGUUCAAACUUAUUUUCCAGCUCACUCUUACUGCAGUUUUCUUUUUUGUUGAACUUAUUGUUGGCUAUAUUGGGAACAGUAUGGCCCUCGUUGCCGACUCUUUCCACAUGCUUAGUGAUGUUAUUUCACUCAUAAUAGGAUUGCUGGCAGUUCGAAUGGCCAGUAAACGGUCAUCGAAAAACACAUUUGGCUGGGUUAGAGCUGAAGUUCUUGGAGCACUCGUGAACUCAGUAUUUUUGUUGGCUCUCUGCUUUUCUAUUUUCAUCGAAUCUGUAAAACGGAUUAUCGAACCCGAACCCGUUGAAGAUCCAGAUUUAGUCCUCUACGUUGGUAUUGCUGGCCUUCUCAUCAAUGUCAUCGGGAUGUUCAUUUUUAGUCACCAUCAUGCUCAUGAUCAUGGAGGAGGUGGUCAUGAUCAUGGUCACGGACACAGUCAUGGACACGGCAACACUCAUGUUCACAACCAUGGGCACGAUCAUGGCCACGGUGAGGCAAAUCAUCAUCAUGUCCAUGCUCAUACGCAUCAGAGCCAUGAUCACAAGCUGACUAAACCAUUGAAGACUGGCAAUGUCGGAGACCACUCUGACGGUGAUUCGGAACAGAGCGAGACCUUGAUCACAAGUCACGGUGAUAAAAGCGCAAUCGAUAGUGAGUUCAUGACCGGAAAGAGCAAUGCUACAAACUGCACCAGCAGUAGCUCAACUACUGUCAAUAGCAGGUCAACUCUGAAUCCGAAAGACUACGAUCACUUGCCAACAGACUCAGAGUCGGGAGAUACGCGUCCAGUGAACAUCAUGAAUCCGCAACUGACCGCACCGAGUUUCACGUGUUACUUCUGCCGAAACUGCAUUCCAGCUGCAUCGAGAUCUAAGUGCCAACCGGAGUCGUGUUUCAAGUGUGCCGAGAAUCAAGUCCCAUCUGCUAUCACAUAUCCAUUAGAAGUGACAAAGAAAGUCAACAUGAACGGUAUCAAGAAAGAUGAAGAAAAGCAACAAUCGUGUGCGAAAAAGAAGCAAAAUCCUGACCAAAUGAACAUCAGGGGAGUGUUCCUGCACAUCUUGGGUGAUUUUCUGGGAUCCAUCAUAGUGUGCAUCACAGCGGGUACUUUGAUGCUCUGUGAGAGACUCCAGUUCUGUGGACCAGUUUGUGAUAACCAGCCCACUGGUACACGAGUAGAAGUGCCAUGUUGGACAUUCUACCUCGAUCCAUGUCUCAGUAUCUGCAUGGUUAUCAUCAUUCUGAGUUCAACCAUUCCACUGUUGAAGGAGUCUGCCUUCAUUUUGCUGCAGACAGUUCCAACACACAUUCGCAUAGACCAAGUGCAAAGCGAACUGCUCGAACAGGUGCCAUCGAUUAAAGGCAUGCAUGAGUUGCACGUGUGGCAGCUGGCGGGCAAUAGGAUCAUAGCAUCUGCCCACGUGCAGUGUCAGUCUCCACAGGAGUACAUGCAGAUGGCGAAUGACAUCAAGAGGUACUUCCACGACAUGGGAAUCCACUCUACCACCAUACAGCCAGAGUUCAUCGAGACUCCGUGGGACCCUAAAAACGGCAUGACUAUGAAGGUACCUAUUAUUGGUAGAACAGACGUAACACACGAUUCUCAGGGAUCGGUUAGUGUUGUAGGCUCAAGUGGCAGUAAUUCCAAAGAGAGCAAGUCAGUCGUUCGCAGCGAUGGCGGCGAUAAUUAUGAGAACGCUGCCGACAACAAGGAAUGUCUGCUUACAUGUGGACCGGAAAAGAGUUGCACCGACGAGCUGCUCUGCUGUCCGAGGGACCGAGCAGAUCCGAAGCGCAUUUCGAAGAAGCGCAUUAGCGAGCAGGAACAGGGUGGCAAUGCGACUGGCAAGCUGCUGACAGAUGUUUCUCUGGAUCUUACUGGCAUAUCUAAUCAGGGUUCCCAUUUGUCCGCUGCCGACCCGAGAAAACCGAACGAACAACAAUCCUUUGCCAUUGCCAAUUUUCAGUCCGGUGGCAAUUCUCGAGGCUCAAAUUCAAACAGUGAAGCGUCGAGAGGUAAACAGCAGACAAUUUCAAUCAGCCAAUCACAUUCCUCGAACGUGAACAACGAAUCUCGUUCGUAGCAAUGCUAUAACUGAAGUUGUUAUUCCUGCUCUCUAAAGCAACGAAGGGAAAAGUCUGUAGAUGACGAGGCUCAAACUACAUAAUAUACCAGCCUUCAUUUAUGUUAACUGAGGAAACUAAACCUUGAAUUUUGUAUUAAUACCAUAUCUGAAGUCUCCAUAAGUCCUGGUCACAAUUCUUAGUCAUCAGACGACGUUUCGCAUGUCUCGCGUGUUGUAUUUAGAGCGUUAAUUAUCCCUCAUUGGACGCUCAUUGCGAAGGUGCAAUUGUUAUUUACCGUACUGUAACGUCGUGUUUGAAAGUUAAAUAUAACUAUCGGAAAUAGUUCACUGACUGACAAAAUGAUGCUUAAGUUUGGCUUUUUCAUGCUUCAGUGAAUUAAAAGAUCAUUUCAUUGCGGUACAAGGUUUUGUGCCAUAUGUUUCGAGAUAUGUUUGGACUUCCGUUCAAUAUGCUAAUAUGCUUGAGUUCUAAUUUGAAUUUCGAAUUCUUUAUAAUCCUGCUGUUUUCAAAUAUUAUUUACUUUCUGCGAAAGUUUUGUUCGUCGUCAAGAUGGGCCUUUGCUUCAAAGGCUUGUCAAUGUAAACACCUCAAAGACCCAUAAAUGAAGAAACGAAUAGAAUAUCUUCAAAAGCGUUUUGUUCAUCAAAGUUUCAUGUUGUCUCUUUUAAUGGUUUAUGACGAUCUGAUCUAAUUGAUGUGAUCUUUAUCUGAUUAAAGAUACCAAAUAUUAUCUUAUGCAAGUUCGUCGACCGGAAGCUUUGGUUAUCCUAGAAAGUGAAGUUUUACUCAGUGCUGGGAUUUUCCUAAAUGCUGAAUUUAACACGUGACUGAGUCUUACUUUGAUAUUGAGCGCACGUCACCUACUUUCGUAGGGUUUUGUUUUGUUUUUUGAAUAAAUAAAUUCAAAUCCCGAUGCUACGUUUUGUUUUCGUAUGUGUUGCUUACUUAAUAAUCUGCUGAGACGAUUUUGGCGAUUUUUGUCUUUUUGUACCUCAAAGAAGUACUAUAAAUACGCCUAAAAUAACUAAUAAUCGUUCCGAACAUAAAAAUGCAAUAGAUUAUUUAGAAA